Pungitius pungitius (ninespine stickleback) is the source of this 1308-nucleotide messenger RNA. It is a transcript of the gene tex36, whose product is annotated as testis expressed 36. The coding region runs from base 59 to 739 and encodes 226 amino acids. NCBI's taxonomy places the organism in Eukaryota, Metazoa, Chordata, Actinopteri, Perciformes, Gasterosteidae. The record is from RefSeq and is a predicted model, not a curated record. The transcript has 4 exons.
UGUGUGUGUAUGUGUGUGCGUGCUCUAUUGCCAGGAACUACUUUCAAACUCUAUUAAAAUGGUAAAAGGUGGAAAGCGAUAUUCUUCAAUGAGCAAUGAUGGCAAAUGGUUUGCUCAUCCAGUUUCGCCAGAAAAUGAGACCUGGAGUCGGGAGCUCUCUACAAGCACCGGGUUCAUGCUGACUCAGGUUCAAUCAUCACUUCCUCCGGCUUUGGACACAGUGCGCUUUCCUAAAUGGAAUACUCAGCAGAUACCCAGAGAUCAUCCGUUCUCCCACCACGACAACAAGCAGGCCUUAAGAGACCACAUCUCUGUCUUCGCUCAGGGUGUCGGGCGCAGGAAGUUUCUCCAUCAUCGGUCAGACCCCCACCUGUUGUGCCACGACGGAGCCGACGGCGGCCCCGACGCCACUGGCAGGAGCGUCACCGUCCACCGGGCUGACUUCAGCGCGAAGCAGGCUGUCGACGUCCCAACCCGCAACCGGCGGUUCCCCCGCGACCACAAGCAGAGGUCUGCGGAGGCGGCUCCGUCGCACGGAGGGGGGACGUUCUUGUGGUUCGGGCGACUCGACUCCAAGCGCUCUGAGACGCUGCAAGUGCAAGCAGCAGCAGCAGCAGCAGCAGCAGCAGCAGCAGCAGCAGCAGCAGCAGCCGACUGUUCAGCGCCCCCCGAGCCGUUAAACAGUGAUAUAUUCAGACACCUGUUGAGUGGGUGCAGCGUAGAAGGCGUUCACAUGUGAACUCUGGAGGUCCAGCUGUCAAAUAAAGCAGUGAAUUAGUAGCUCGAGAUAGCCUUUUCUCCUGUUCAGAGAGCCCUGGAGGGUUAGAUUCUCUGAUUCUUCUUCAUGUAGCUGGCUAUAUUCCAAUGCACUUGGCAAUGCUAUUUUGAGACAUCCAGUUGUAUUUGGCUUAUUUAAAGGGCCUUGAAAUGUAGAUUUGUUGUAUUGAAUGACAUUUUUAGUUAUUUACACAUCAAGAUGGACACUCCAGUGAUUUGGCUUCACAGUUUUCUUGCGUAUGGAGAUUUGGUUUAAAACAAAGCAGCAGAGGCCAAGAUAUCCUAAAUUUUCUUCAUUAGUGUGUCCAGCUUCAAAGAAAUCUGAUCCUACAUUUCCCAUAAUACCCCUUAUCUGUCUGAUCAAUGUUUCUGUGAAAAGUUUAAUUUUUUCUUUUUUGUUUUUUUAACCAUCAUCAUUCCUUGAAGUUCUACAUCAUACUUUCUACAUUGGUUUUUUUUCUGUCUGAAGAGUCAAAUGUUGAGUUUACCAUCACUUGAGAUCUUGAACUUGAGAUUUGUACGUUUCUGAUU